AUGUGCGCGCAUGUAGACUUUCUGCUGGAGAUGUUUUGCGAAACUUUAAGGAUGAUAUACCUUGGAUGUUUCCUGUUGCUCUGUUGGCUCACGCAUGUCAUGGCAAGUUAUCCCAUCUGGUGGUCACUAGCAGUGGGCCACCAGUAUUCAUCACUGGGUACUCAACCCAUCCUCUGUGGCAGCAUCCCAGGUCUGGUGCCCAAACAGCUGCGUUUCUGUCGGAACUACGUGGAAAUCAUGCCCAGCGUGGCAGAAGGGGUGAAGAUUGGCAUCCAGGAAUGCCAGCAUCAGUUUAGAGGCCGACGCUGGAACUGCACCACGGUCAAUGACAACCUGGCCAUUUUUGGACCAGUGUUAGAUAAAGCCACUCGUGAGUCAGCAUUUGUUCACGCCAUUGCUUCUGCUGGAGUGGCGUUUGCAGUGACCCGUGCCUGCGCUGAGGGUUCAGCCACCAUCUGUGGAUGCGACACACGCCACAAGGGCCCCCCUGGUGAGGGAUGGAAGUGGGGAGGCUGCAGUGAGGAUGUGGAGUUUGGGAGCAUGGUGUCCAGGGAGUUUGCAGAUGCGAGAGAGAAUCGCCCCGAUGCACGCUCAGCUAUGAAUCGCCACAACAAUGAGGCCGGAAGAAUGUCCCUAAAUGACAACAUGUUCCUGAAAUGUAAGUGCCACGGUCUCUCUGGCAGCUGUGAGGUCAAGACAUGCUGGUGGUCUCAGCCUGACUUUCGAGUUAUCGGUGACUACAUGAAGGAUAAGUAUGACAGCGCUUCAGAGAUGGUGGUGGAGAAACACAGAGAGUCCCGCGGGUGGGUGGAAACUUUGAGACCCAAGUACAACUACUUCAAACCCCCCACAGAGCGAGACCUGGUUUAUUACGAAAGCUCGCCUAAUUUCUGUGACCCCAAUCCUGAAACUGGUUCAUUUGGCACCCGCGAUCGAGUUUGCAACCUGACGUCCCACGGCAUCGAUGGGUGUGACCUCCUUUGCUGUGGCAGAGGUCACAACACCCGGACUGAGAAGAGAAAGGAGAAAUGUCACUGUAUUUUCCACUGGUGCUGCUACGUCAGCUGUCAGGAGUGUGUAAGAGUGUAUGAUGUGCACACCUGCAAAUAGAGACAUCCAGCAGUCUCGUUUUUUAUUCACCAAAAUCUAAAGACUUCAGCAAGCGAAGAAACAAGACAUGAGAGACUAUAAACCUGUCUGAUCUGUCAACGGACUCAGCCAGUGACAGACACUUUGUUUUAUUGCGCUUUGAUGCUAAAAAGAGCCUGUUUCUGCCUUAAUCAACUGGAAAAGUUUACUGGUUAUUGAUAUGGAUGACCCAUAAUCAUGGUGAUGAUGACAAUAAUGUUAAUAUCCCUAGUGAUGAUGACAGACUUUUUAUGUACUGACAUAGGAAAGAAGAACUGUUGGCUAAUAGACAAACACCAUAUUGGUGAUUUUUUUUCCCUAUGUUCCAGGUAGUUACAUUGAGAAUAGUACAGCACUGCCAACUUCUUCAAGUCUCUACAAUAAUGUCACAUUUUUUUCAACAUUCGACCACCUUUUCAACACAACUUGUUUCGCUACAAAAGGUGAAAAAGCAAUUCCUAUAAUCAGCCACUCAACA
This is a messenger RNA of Sphaeramia orbicularis (orbiculate cardinalfish), 1606 nucleotides long. It is a transcript of the gene wnt3a, whose product is annotated as wingless-type MMTV integration site family, member 3A. Gene Ontology annotation, biological process: multicellular organism development; canonical Wnt signaling pathway; cell fate commitment. The record is from RefSeq and is a predicted model, not a curated record. NCBI's taxonomy places the organism in Eukaryota, Metazoa, Chordata, Actinopteri, Kurtiformes, Apogonidae. Gene Ontology annotation, molecular function: cytokine activity; frizzled binding. Gene Ontology annotation, cellular component: extracellular region. The transcript has 4 exons. The coding region runs from base 1 to 1110 and encodes 369 amino acids.